Molecule: messenger RNA, 1014 nt
Organism: Coccomyxa subellipsoidea C-169
Lineage: Eukaryota; Viridiplantae; Chlorophyta; Trebouxiophyceae; Coccomyxaceae
Exons: 8
Coding region: 1-1014 (337 amino acids)
Source: RefSeq, a predicted model, not a curated record
AUGGCAUGUAAGGCUUGGCACCUGGCCCUGCUCGCGGCCUGCCUGCUGCACAGCACAGCGCUUGCGCAGAGGACUUCGUCCGGAGGGACUGCCUCUUCGUCCCGUAGCGGGGGGUCCUUCCGGGCCACCGCACCGCCACCGCCGCGCGCCGGGUCCAGCAGCCGUGGGGAGGACAGCAACAGCGGCAGCGGCGGCUUUGUCACUACCUUGAGCGGCGGUGGAAACUCCGAUCCGGUGAUGUAUGGCUUUGCCGGCCGCGCCUUCAAUUUCAUGGGCGACUCCGGCAAAAUCUACAACAUCAUCUCCACCCUUAACAUCCAGGUGUCAAUGAAGCUGAAGCUAGCACAGAUGUGGGACCAUAACGGCACAAACAUGGAGGCAAUUGGAUUCAUGUACCGGAACUACAAGGUGCUGGUUUCGCUGGACGCCAAGGAGGACGUGGUCGUGACGGCACAGGGGCGCACACUCAAGGUGAAGAACAUGGCGAAGCACUACGCAUGGCGGUUUGACGACGGUGCAUAUAUUCAGACGACAUGGGAGCGCUACAAGCCGGGCCUGGGCAACACCGUCACCAUUGAGACCGAUGUGUUGAAGAUGACCAUCUGGCAGACGCCGGCCGGUAUUGUGGACGAGGGUGGCAUGAUCCUGGGAGCCUGGCUCAACUUUGGGCUCAGCCUGGAAACGCCUCCGGCCAAUGGCCUCAUGCAUGGGAUCGUGGGCGGGACUUAUGACCGCUUCAUAAUGGGCGAGACGGCCGUCAGCGACCCAAAGAGCCAGCUCUACCUGCCUCCUGAUGGGGCGUUCCACGGCCGGUACAAGGAGGAGGAAUAUGAGAUGGCGGACCAUUGGGACACCACCUUCAGGGCGAACCUGUUCGGGGUCCAAAACCCCUUUUCCCAGACGCAGCAGCAGGGGCGGUCAAAUCUGGAGAUUGACGCGCCUCAGGGGGCGUUCCCAGCUUUUGCCCGCGCAUGCUUCCUCUGCGCGGCCACACCCUCUGGCCACACUUUCUGA